UAUAAAUACAGCUUAAACCUGACCUGCUGUCAUUAUGAACGCACAUAGUCUGAAUCACAGAAGGAAUACAUUGGAACAAUGACAGACUUACAGGUCAUCAGCUAUGACUCUCAUCUCACUGCCAAUAAACCAAAUCAUCGCACCAAUGCUUAUGACUCUGGUGACCCAAUCUUGAGACGAGGACAACCAUUCACCAUGACCUUCAACUUUAACCGCCCUCUUCAGUCAGGAGAAAAUUUAAUAUUUACCUUUGAUAUUGGUCCUUCUCCAUCAGAGAGCUACAGAACAAAAGCAGUGAUUCCUCUGUUUGGGGCUGGAAAUAAGAGCUCAUGGAGUGUGAUCUUGCUAUCCAACAGCAAUAAUACCAUUAGUGUGACUAUAAACAGCCCUUCAGACGCUGUGAUUGGACAUUACAUUAUGAGUAUUACUGGAAACUCUGGCAGGCCACAGCCCAUUUGUGGAUUGUAUCUCCUCUUUAACCCUUGGAUUCAAGGGGAUGACGUAUUUUUACCCGAUGAGAGUGAGAGACAAGAAUAUGUUCUGAAUGAAAAAGGAGUGAUAUUUGUGGGAAGUGAACAUAGCAUCUCACCUCUGUCUUGGAGCUAUAAUCAGUUUGACAGGAGCAUGAUUGAGAUUUGUCUUACUGUAUUGGACAAGAGCGUUAACUACAAAAAAGACCCAGUUUUGGAUGUUUCCCAAAGAAAUGAUCCGCUCUAUGUAUGCAGGGUAGUCCAUGGAACGUUGAACAGUAAAGAUGAAGAUGGUGUUCUUGUGGAAAACUGGAGCGGGUUCUAUGAUGAUGGGAUCUGUCCCACCAGCUGGAAUGGAAGCUCCGUCAUCCUGAAAGAUUGGUAUUAUAAGGGUUUUAAGCCUGUGAAAUAUGGACAAUGCUGGGUGUAUGGUGGAUUACUCUGCACAGUAUUCAGAUGCUUAGGCAUUCCAACAAGGGUAAUCACCAACUUCAACUCUGCCCAUGACAAGAAUGCAAACCUGUUUCUAGAUAUGUCUUAUAACAGCCAUGGAACAAGCAAUGAGCAGGAUAUGAUAUGGAAUUUCCAUGUCUGGAAUGAAUCCUGGUUCACCCGUAAGGAUCUUGGCCCAGCCUAUAAUGGUUGGCAGGUUAUGGAUGCAACACCACUGGAGUUAAGUGAAGGAUUUUAUCGCUGCGGGCCUGCGCCACUGGUGGCCAUUCGGGAAGGAGAUGUUGACCUCAAGUAUGACGUUGGCUUUAUGUUUGCUUCAGUUAAUGCUGACCUAACACAAUGGAUAACAUUUAGUGAUGGCACUAAAAAGAGAGUCUCUAAUGACACCAAAUACAUUGGAAAAUAUAUCAGCACAAAGGCCGUGGGGAGUGAAGACCGUAUCGAUGUCACACACAUGUACAAGUACCCAGAAGGGUCCUUUGAGGAACGGGCGAUAUUUAACAAGGCAAUUGACAAGUUGUUACAGAGUCCUUCUGUGGAUUUUGAGAAAAAAUUGGAACUUUUUAGAAGAAAAGAGGAACAUAAACCAGAUCAAAGAAUGGCGCUGCGUGGAGCAUUUUCUUUGUUCCAGAAACCAAUGCUUGGACAGGACAUACAUAUGAUACUGAGCCUAAAAAACACGACAUCAGGGAGUAUCAAAGUGAUUGUGAACAUGACCGCAUCCAGCAUUCUGUAUACUGGGAAACACAAGCAUGAGAUCUGGGCAGAUGCAAAGGUUCUUCCUCUUCAUCCUAAUGAUGAAAAACUCAUAUCCAUCACCCUGACAUAUGCCAUGUAUGAGAAAUAUGUGAGUGAAGACAACGUGAUCCGUAUGACAGCUUUGUGUGAGGUUGAAGGGACAGAGGAACGUAUUUUACUGGAAAUGGAUGUAAACUUUGCGAAGCCUUCGAUGAGCGUCCAGGUUCCAAAACAUAUUGUUCUUAACAGAGAGGUCAGAGCAGAUGUUAUAAUCAUCAACACCUUACCUGAAAUACUGAGCGUCUGCUCAUUGCUCCUUGAAGGAAGUGGACUUGUUAAUGGAGUUCUUCAGAAAGAGCUGCCAGCUUUAAAUCCUGGUGCAAAGAUCCAAGUCAGUUUUACACUCAGUCCUUCCAGGAUCGGCAACAGGACAUUGACAGUGACCCUCAAUUCUGACAAGAUAAAAAAUGUUAAAAGCUCCUAUCAGGUCUUCGUGACUGGGGCUCCCUGAUUCUAUAGAUAGACCUAACUGACAUAUUUUUUUUUUUUAGCACUGCCUGUGCCACGAAAAUAUUAAUAUGACAGGAAGACUUGAAGUAAUAAUAAUAUAGCACCCUUAUUCUUGCCAACACUGUGCCUAAUACUAGUAUUAAUUAAAAAAACGGCCACAAUUGGGCUUUUGCAAAAAUCUGAAUAUUCAGAACUAAAGCCCUGCUUCUGGCUCCUAAAAAAAAAAA
Rana temporaria (common frog) is the source of this 2398-nucleotide messenger RNA. Its product is annotated as protein-glutamine gamma-glutamyltransferase E-like. The record is from RefSeq and is a predicted model, not a curated record. The coding region runs from base 79 to 2172 and encodes 697 amino acids. Gene Ontology annotation, biological process: peptide cross-linking. Gene Ontology annotation, molecular function: protein-glutamine gamma-glutamyltransferase activity. NCBI's taxonomy places the organism in Eukaryota, Metazoa, Chordata, Amphibia, Anura, Ranidae. The transcript has 13 exons.